CAGGGGCGGACUGAAAACUCACGGGGCCCCCAGGCAAUAGGGGAUCAUGGGGCCCCUGUGUCCUUGCCCAAACUCAAAAAAGCCUAUGAAAAAAGUACCGGGGCAUCUCAUGGGGCCCCCUACUGACCCCGGGCCCUCGGGCAGUGCCCGAGUUUCCAAAUGGUCAGUCUGCCCCUGCCUAGUACUGAUCCGAAGUCCCGGUCCACCAGAACAAAGAAUUUCUCAACCCGGGAAGUUUCUAGUCUCAGAAUAAUUCAUCCAUUUUGUAAAAUGUUGGCAAUAAUUUAUUUUAUUUUUUUAUGGCA
Molecule: messenger RNA, 305 nt
Organism: Staurois parvus
Lineage: Eukaryota; Metazoa; Chordata; Amphibia; Anura; Ranidae
Source: the annotation of a GenBank genome assembly